Letharia columbiana is the source of this 1593-nucleotide messenger RNA. RefSeq lists its product as uncharacterized. The transcript has 2 exons. NCBI's taxonomy places the organism in Eukaryota, Fungi, Ascomycota, Lecanoromycetes, Lecanorales, Parmeliaceae. Bases 1 to 1593 code for a protein of 530 amino acids. The record is from RefSeq and is a predicted model, not a curated record.
AUGGAGCAGUUACAGUUGGCCCUCGAGUCUCGUGCCUUCGAGCUGGCUUACCAAAGAACUUGUUGCCAGGUUGAAGCUGUUUGUGAUGCAGAACGGCUCAGGCAGCUUCGAGUACGCACACUACUCUUGGAGGAUGACAACGACGACCUACACACACAAUUGUCUCAAGAUGACGAUCGCAUUGAUCGGCUGGAAAGAUUCAACGAGCGUCUCCAAGAGGAUCUGGAAGUCUGUGGCCGAAGACUUGAAAGCGCACAGGAAAAAUUACGAAUCAAAUCACGAGAAGUUGAAACAUUGAAGGCAGAACUCAAUUCUUUGCACGGAGUGACCAUGGACUCUACGAAAUUGCUGACGGAGAAGCUCACCCUAGCCCGCGAGCUGUCAGCAUUGAAACCCGAGGUCGACCACUUGCGAUCUCAAGCCGCAUCACAUCAGUCGUUGCUUGCGGAGAAACUGUCUCUACAGCAGCAAUUGAGCACGGUGCAGGUGGAGCUGGAAAGAGAAAAGCGUGCCACCCAGCGAGUGCUAGCUAAGGAGGGUAAAUUACAGGCUGAAGACGCCAAACUUGAAUCCCAAUUAGAGAAUUUGCAAGCGGAUCUUGCAAAAGAACGUCGAGAACGACAGAAGGUAGAGCGCGAGGCUCAAAAGAGUUCCACUCAAUCAGAAAACAGGAUAACAACACUGGAGUCUCGGUUGGAUGCAUUCAGGAACAAAUUGAAGUCUACUAAGGAGCAGCUCAAAGAAGCGCAAACGUCCAUGCAGACAGCACAAGCAUCCAAUCACAGCACAUCAAGUCGCGCAUCCGCGUCGGUGGACUCAACCACGUUCGUGGCCGGGAACCCACAUAAACGAGCAGCUGCGCACAUAGAUGCCGAUACAAUAAUCGGUACGCCCGGAGACCUUCCAGCUGCGAAGAAGAGCAAGCGGAAGUCAACUCUGAUUGGCGAGAAAUCCACAUUUUCCAUCACUCCUUUCCUCAAUCGAACGGCGAGCGUGGCUCCAGAAAGCCCACCUUCAGACGACGCUAGUGGACAUGACGAAGAGCAUGUCAAAGGAUCUGAUCGCCUGAUUGGGACUGCCAACCAAAAGGCGGCGUCGUCCGAGGCAAUCUCUGACCCGGUGGACACGUCUGACGCCAUGAAAAACGUUGUACAAACGAAAAUAGUCGGUGUACUUGGAAAUGCGAAGACAGGCAGAAUCAACUCAAGAGCCCCUGCGCGAAGGACAAAAGCUGCGCCCACCUUAGAAUUUGUUGCAGAGGAGAAUGUUGAGAAUGAAGGAUCAACGACGAGCAUGAGCGAGCCCGCAGGCAACAAAGGUUCCUCCAACGAGAUAUUUUAUGGCGGUCUCGAAAUGAAAAAGAGGAAGAGAAAGCUGCUCGGAGGUGGUCUUGGGAAGACACUGUUUGACGAGGAUGAGGGGGAUACACUCAAAGGUGACCGAGGACUGCUUGGUGGUGUCAAAGGGUUUGGGACGCUGGGGAAAGGGGGACUCGGGGCUUCAAAACUUGGGCCUCGCAAAGCAAUUGGUCCCAGCGUGAGUACUUUCGGUGCCAUAUCCCCCUUGAAAAAGGACAGGAAGGGUGCUCAGUAA